Sinocyclocheilus anshuiensis is the source of this 1247-nucleotide messenger RNA. Its product is annotated as CLN6 transmembrane ER protein. Gene Ontology annotation, biological process: lysosome organization. The transcript is spliced from 7 exons. The record is from RefSeq and is a predicted model, not a curated record. Bases 302 to 1201 code for a protein of 299 amino acids. Gene Ontology annotation, cellular component: endoplasmic reticulum; membrane. Lineage: Eukaryota; Metazoa; Chordata; Actinopteri; Cypriniformes; Cyprinidae.
CAGCCAUCACUGAAGAAAAACCGAUCUGAACCGGUCACGUGAUUCAAACAAACAAAAACAACGUCUUAAGAAAUUGUUUGACUCCGUGUAUGCAGUGAACUGGAACUGAAGUAGAUGUAAAUCGUCAAUAUAAGUCGUAUAUUAAGAUAUAUACGAAACGUAUUAUGCAUUUAAACUUUUACAGCUUCGGUGUAGGAUCUGGCAUGUGACUGACUGACUGAAUGAAUGCUUGGCUACGAAAGUAUAGCAGCGUUGAUCAAUACAAAGUCCUGAAAUUACUAUAAGAGCUAAUCCAUUAACCAUGCGGAGAAGACCACAGUCUGCAGCUUUGACACCGGCAUUUUUGAGCAGGGCUGGGAGUGAGAAAACAGUUUCUACAGCUGCAGCACAGUCCCAGUUUCACACAGACCUCUGGCUCUGUUUCACUGUGCAGAACUGGAUAUUGGACUUUGGGAGGCCAAUUGCUAUGAUCAUAAUGCCCCUGGAAUGGUUUCCUCUAAAUAAACCCAGUGUUGGAGAUUAUUUUCACAUGGCAUAUAAUGUCAUCACACCGUUCUUAUUACUGAAGCUGAUUGAGCGGAGUCCCACAGCCCUUCCUCGCUCUGCUGUUUACCUCUGCAUCAUCACCUUUGUCAUGGGAGCUAGCAUACACCUGGUAGGAGACUCUAUUAACCAUCGUCUCAUCCUCAGUGGAUACCAGCUUCACCUUUCUGUCAGAGAAAACCCCAUUAUCAAAGAUCUGAAGCCUGCCUCACUGAUUGAUUCCUUUGAGCUUCUGUAUUACUAUGAUGAACACUUAGGGCAUUUCAUGUGGUAUGUCCCUUUCUUCCUCAUCCUCUUCUUGUAUUUCACUGGCUGCUUUACACAAGUUAAAGAUGAGAAGAUGCCUUACUCAGGCUGGCUGCUACUUGGCCCCAGUGCAGUGUACUAUUGGUAUCUGAUUACUGAGGGGCAGAUCUUUGUCCUGUAUGUCUUCACCUUUUUUGCCAUGGUUGCCACUGUGAUGCGCCAGAGACGGAUGGGCUUCGUGUUAGACAGCAAUGGCUGUUUCCUCUUCUAUAACUUCAUCAUUACCCUGGGAUUAGUUCUGGUCUGGGUCGCAUAUCUGUGGAAUGAUAAAGUUUUGCGCAAAAAGUAUCCCGGUAUCAUCUAUGUUCCAGAGCCUUGGUCCUUCUAUACCUUACACAUCAAAGGCAGUUAAAUACUAAUAGAAAAUCAGAACUAAAUUUCAUUGACAUUUCUCCAGU